CUUCUUUCUCCCGGAAGUCUAUAAUUGACUUCGACCGUUAUCCUUAUUAGGUUUAUUUUGGAACAUUACGUCAUUGUACAUAAGAGGGAAGUAUGUGGGGUCGAUAGGUAGCGUUAGCUUCGCCGGCGACGGUUUUAUUGCGGUAGAGUGUCUGCGGAGUGUGUCGGGCUGCAGGGCACACGAUCUGGAACAGUGAGUCGCCGCAUCGCCUGUACUUUCUACGUCAAUAUCGCCCCGUACAUACAUAAUCGAGGCUUGAUCAGAAUACAGAUAGUGUUGUGCCUACUGCAGUGCUGUAGUGUAUUGAUUUCUAUUUUCUGGAAAGUGGUUUUAAAAGAUAGUUUGACACAACCAACAUGGAACAGAUCCCGCCUCCCAAAGAGGUGAAGAUCCUCGAGACUGCCGAGGAUAUUCAGGAGCGACGUGAGCAGGUGCUCAAUCGCUAUGAAGACUUCAAGCAAGAAGCUCGUGCCAAGCGUGAGAAACUGGAGGACUCUCGUCGUUUCCAGUACUUCAAGCGUGAUGCUGACGAACUCGAGUCCUGGAUCCAAGAGAAGCUCCAGGCUGCCAGUGAUGAGAGCUACAAAGACCCUACCAACCUUCAGGCUAAGAUCCAAAAGCACCAGGCUUUCGAAGCUGAAGUGGCGGCACACUCGAACGCCAUCGUGGUCCUGGACAACACCGGCAGUGAGAUGAUCUCGGCCGGGCACUUCGCGUCGGAGACCAUCCGGCGACGCUUGGACGAGCUGCACCGCCUGUGGGAGCUGCUGCUCUCGCGCCUCGCCGAGAAGGGCAUGAAGCUGCAGCAGGCGCUCGUGCUCGUGCAGUUCCUCAGGCACUGCGAUGAAGUCAUGUUCUGGAUACAUGAUAAGGAGACAUUCGUAUGCGCGGACGAGUUCGGCUCGGACCUGGAGCACGUGGAGGUGCUGCAGCGCAAGUUCGACGAGUUCCAGAAGGACAUGGCCGCGCAGGAGUACCGCGUCACAGAGGUCAACCAGCUGGCCGAGCGGCUCGUGCUCGAGGGACACCCCGAGAGGGAAACCAUCGUCAAGAGGAAGGAUGAGCUAAACGAAGCCUGGCAGCGUCUCCGCCAGAUGGCUCUGAUGCGUCAGGAGCGCUUGUUCGGCGCGCACGAGAUCCAGCGCUUCAACCGCGACGCUGACGAGACCAUCGCCUGGAUCUCCGAGAAGGAUGUAGUGCUGGGCUCCGAUGACUACGGCAGGGACCUGGCCACCGUGCAGACGCUGCAGCGCAAGCACGAGGGCGUCGAACGUGACCUGGCGGCUCUAGAAGACAAGGUGUCGACCCUGGACGGUGAGGCGGCGCGCCUGGCCGCUAUUCACGCUGACCACGCCCCCGCUAUACACAGCAAGCGCGACGAGAUCACGCUGGCCUGGCAGAAGCUAGUGCAGAAAGCUAAGGAGCGUCGUUCCGAGUUGGAGUCAUCAUACGCUCUGCACCGUUUCUUGGCCGACUACCGCGACCUGAUGUCGUGGGUGAGCGACAUCCGCGCGCUCAUCGCGGCCGACGACCUCGCCAAGGAUGUGCCCGGCGCAGAGGCGCUGCUCGAGAAACACCAGGAGCAUAAGGGCGAGAUGGACGCGCGCUCGGACGUGAUGGAGGCGUGCGCGGCGGCGGGCGCGGCGCUGGUGGGCGCGGGGCACCGCGCGGCGCCCGACGUGCAGGCGGCGCUGGCCGCGCUGCAGCGGGACUCCGCCGCGCUGCACGCGCUGUGGGACCAGCGCCGCGUGCUGUACCUGCAGUGCAUGGACCUGCAGCUCUUCUACCGCGACACCGAGCAGGCCGACGCCUGGAUGCACAAGCAGGAGGCUUUCCUCGCUAACGAAGACGUAGGAGACUCUUUGGACUCAGUGGAAGCGCUACUUAAGAAACACGAGGACUUUGAGAAGUCGCUCGUAGCUCAGGAGGAGAAGAUCAAGGCCUUAGAUGAGUUCGCGUCGAAACUCAUUGAGGGACAGCAUUACGCUGCUGACGACGUCGCUCAGAGAAGGGAAAUGUUGCUCGAGAGACGCGCAGCGUUGCUUGAGAAGUCGAGCCAGCGCCGCGCUCUGCUCGAAGAUGCUUACAAGUACCAGCAGUUCGAGCGCGACUGCGAUGAGACCAAGGGCUGGAUUAACGAGAAGCUGAAGUUCGCGACGGACGACUCGUACCUGGACCCUACCAACCUGAACGGCAAGGUGCAGAAGCACCAGAACUUCGAGCAGGAGCUCCAGGCCAACAAGCCGCGCAUCGACGAGAUCACACUCACCGGACAACGACUGCUCGAACAGGAGCACUUUGCUAAACCUCAAAUCGAGGCUCGCGUUGGCGAGUUAGCCGGCAUCUGGGAGAAGCUGGCCGCGGCGUCCGAGUUGAAGGGCAGCAAGCUGGAGGAGGCGGCGGCGCAGCAACACUACAACCGCGCCGUCGAGGACAUCGAGCUGUGGCUGUCCGAGGUCGAGGGGCAGCUGCUCAGUGAGGACUACGGCAAGGACCUGACAAGUGUGCAGAACCUUCAGAAGAAGCACGCGCUGCUCGAAGCUGACGUGAGCUCGCACGCCGAGCGCAUCGACGCCAUCCGCACGCAGGCCGAGCAGUUCAUCGAGAGAGGACACUUCGACGCCGACAACAUCAAGACUAAGAGGGAUGGUCUGGUAGGCCGUUACGCAGCCUUAGACAAGCCGAUGGCUAUUCGCAAGCGUCGCCUGUUAGACUCGCUGCAGGCGCAGCAGCUGUUCCGGGACCUCGAUGACGAGGCUGCCUGGAUCCGCGAGAAGGAACCUAUCAUCGCCUCCACCAACAGAGGCCGCGACCUGAUUGGCGUGCAGAACCUGAUGAAGAAGCACCAGGCCGUGAUGGGCGAGAUGGCGCAGCACGAGGCGCGCGUGGACGCCGUGCGGGCCGCCGGCGCCGCGCUGCGGGACGCCGGACACUUCGCCGCCGAGGACAUCGCCGCGCGCCUGCAGCAGCUGCACGCGCAGUGGACGCAGCUGCAGGACAAGGCCGCGCAGCGCAAACAAGACCUAGAAGACUCUCUCCAAGCUCAGCAGUACUUCGCUGACGCCAAUGAAGCCGAGUCUUGGAUCCGCGAGAAGGAGCCAAUGGCUAACACGCACGACUACGGCAAGGACGAGGACUCGUCCGAGGCGCUGCUGAAGAAGCACGAGGCGCUGCUCUCCGACCUGGAGGCCUUCGGGAACACCAUCAAGUCGCUCAGGGAACAGGCCGACGGGUGCAGGCAACAAGAGUCCCCCGUGGUGGACGUGUCGGGCAAGGAGUGCGUGGUGGCGCUGUACGACUACGCGGAGAAGUCUCCGCGCGAGGUGUCCAUGAAGCGCGGCGACGUGCUCACCCUGCUCAACUCCAACAACAAGGACUGGUGGAAGGUGGAAGUCAACGACCGCCAAGGCUUCGUGCCCGCCGCCUACGUCAAGAAGAUCGACGCCGGCCUCUCGUCCUCGCAGCAGAACCUCGCUGAUUCCAGCUCUAUCGCUGCCCGACAAAACCAGAUCGAAGGGCAAUAUGACAACUUGCUGGGAUUGGCGCGCGAGCGACAGAACAAGCUCAAUGAGACCGUCAAGGCGUACGUGCUGGUGCGCGAGGCCGCCGAGCUCGCCACCUGGAUCAAGGACAAGGAAAUGCACGCUCAAGUGCAAGACGUGGGCGAGGACCUGGAGCAGGUGGAGGUGAUGCAGAAGAAGUUCGACGACUUCCAGAACGACCUCCGCGCCAACGAGGUGCGCCUCGCCGAGAUGAACGAGAUCGCCGUGCAGCUCAUGACCGUCGGGCAGACCGAGGCCGCGCUCAAGAUCAAGACGCAGAUGCAGGAACUGAACUCGAAAUGGACGUCCCUGCAACAACUGACGGCCGAGCGCGCCGUCCAGCUGGGCUCGGCGCACGAGGUGCAGCGCUUCCACCGCGACGUGGACGAGACCAAGGACUGGAUCGCGGAGAAGGAGGCCGCGCUCGCCACCGAUGACCUCGGCAAGGACCUGCGCUCCGUGCAGACGCUGCAGCGUAAACAUGAGGGUCUGGAGCGUGACUUGGCCGCUUUAGGAGAUAAGAUCCGCCAGCUGGACGACACCGCCAACAGGCUGAUGUCCACGCAUGGCGACUCAGCCGACGCUACCUACAGCAAGCAGCGCGAGAUCAACGAGGCCUGGCAGCAGCUGCAGGCCAGGGCCAACGCUAGGAAGGAGAAGCUGCUCGACUCUUACGACCUGCAGAGGUUCCUCUCAGACUACCGCGACUUGAUGGCGUGGAUCAACUCCAUGAUGGCGCUGGUCAGCUCCGAAGAGCUGGCCAAUGACGUCACCGGCGCCGAAGCUUUGCUCGAAAGACAUCAGAGCCAGCGUUUGGAGAUAGACGCGCGGUACGGCAUAAUGCCGCAGGAGCACCGCACGGAGAUGGACGCCCGCGCCGGCGCGUUCCAGGCGCUGGAGCUGUUCGGCCAGCAGCUGCUGCAGGGCGGACACUACGCCAGCGUCGACAUCCAGGAGAAGCUCAACAACAUGAGCGACGCGCGCCAGGAGCUCGAGAAAGCAUGGGUGGGUCGCCGCAUGAAGCUGGACCAGAACCUGGAGCUGCAGCUGUUCUACCGCGACUGCGAGCAGGCGGAGGGCUGGAUGGGAGCGCGCGAGGCAUUCCUCUCGCCCGCUAAGGACGCGCCCGACGCCGCUGACGCCGCCGACGCCGCGCAGCCCGACAACGUCGAGCAGCUCAUCAAGAAGCACGAGGACUUCGAUAAGGCUAUCAAUGCUCACGAGGAGAAGAUCGCUCAGCUGCAGACGCUGGCCGACCAGCUGAUGGCGUCCGAGCACUACGCGGCCGACGCCAUCGACGACAAGCGCCGCCAGGUGCUCGACCGCUGGCGACACCUCAAGGAGGCGCUCAUCGAAAAGAGAUCCAGAUUGGGAGAUGAGCAGACCCUGCAGCAGUUCUCUCGCGACGCCGACGAGAUGGAAAACUGGAUUGCCGAGAAGCUGCAGCUCGCCACCGAGGAGAGCUACAAGGACCCGGCCAACAUCCAGUCGAAGCACCAGAAGCACCAGGCCUUCGAGGCGGAGCUGGCGGCCAACGCCGAGCGCAUCCAGUCCGUGCUGGCCAUGGGAGGCAACCUCGUGCAGCGGGGACAGUGCAGCGGCAGCGAGGACGCCGUGCAGGCUCGCUUAGCAUCCAUCGCGGACCAAUGGGAGUUCUUGACGCAGAAGACGACGGAGAAAUCUCUGAAACUGAAGGAGGCCAACAAGCAGCGCACCUACAUCGCCGCUGUCAAGGAUCUCGACUUCUGGCUUGGAGAGGUUGAGAGUCUACUGACAUCAGAGGACUCUGGCAAGGACCUGGCCUCGGUACAGAAUCUCAUGAAGAAGCACCAGUUGGUGGAAGCCGACAUACAGGCGCACGAGGACAGGAUCAAUGACAUGAACGGCCAGGCGGACGCGCUGGUGUCGAGCGGCCAGUUUGACAGCGCGGGCAUCGGGUCGCGGCGCGCCGCCAUCAACGAGCGCUUCGAGCGCGUGCGGAACCUGGCCGCACACCGCCGCGCCAGGCUACACGAGGCCAACACGCUGCACCAGUUCUUCAGGGACAUCGCCGACGAGGAGUCCUGGAUCAAGGAGAAGAAACUGUUGGUCGCUUCCGACGACUACGGCCGCGAUCUGACCGGUGUGCAAAACUUGCUCAAGAAGCACAAGCGUCUGGAAGCCGAGCUGGCAAGCCACGAGCCCGCCAUCCAGGCCGUCCAGGAGGCCGGAGAGAAGCUGAUGGACGUGUCCAACCUCGGCGUGCCCGAGAUCGAGCAGCGGCUGAAGGCCCUCGCCCUGGCCUGGGCCGAGCUGCAGGCGCUGGCGGCCGAGCGUGGCGCCAAGCUGCAACAGUCGCUCGCCUACCAACAGUUCUUGGCGAAGGUCGACGAGGAAGAGGCUUGGAUCAGUGAGAAGCAGCAGCUCGUGGUCGUGGGCGAGUGCGGCGACAGCAUGGCGGCCGUGCAGGGGCUGCUGAAGAAGCACGAGGCGCUGGAGGCGGAGCUGGCGGCGCGCGGGGAGCGCGUGAAGGACCUGGCGGCGGACGGCGAGCGCCUGCUGGCGGCCGGCAACCUGCACGCCGACGCGCUGGCGCACCGCAUCCGCGCGCUGCAGGCCAAGCUCGACAAGCUCACGGGGCUGGCCGCCCGGCGCAAGGCCGCGCUCGUCGACAACUCGCUCUACCUGCAGCUGCUGUGGAAGGCCGACGUCGUCGAGUCCUGGAUCGCCGACAAGGAGACGCACGUGCGCUCCGACGAGUUCGGCCGCGACCUGUCCACCGUGCAGACGCUGCUCACCAAGCAGGACACCUUCGACGCCGGUCUAGCGGCUUUCGAGCACGAGGGCAUCCAAAACAUAACAUCGCUGAAGGAGCAGCUGGUGGCGGCUGGUCACGAGCAGACACAGGCCAUCGUGAAGCGUCACGGUGAUGUCAUCGCCCGCUGGCAGCGCCUGCUGGCCGACUCCGCCGCCCGCAAGCAGCGUUUGCUGCAGCUGCAGGACCAGUUCCGCCAGAUCGAAGAGCUCUACCUCACCUUCGCCAAGAAGGCGUCAGCUUUCAACUCUUGGUUCGAGAACGCAGAGGAGGACCUCACGGACCCCGUGCGCUGCAACUCAAUCGAAGAGAUCCGCGCGCUUAGGGAUGCGCAUGCGCAAUUCCAAGCAUCGCUGUCAUCGGCCCAAAGUGACUUCGAGGCGUUAGCGGCCCUGGACGAGCAAAUCAAGUCGUUCAACGUGGGUGCCAACCCCUACACCUGGUUCACCAUGGAAGCUCUCGAGGAGACCUGGCGCAACCUGCGCAAGAUCAUAGCCGAGCGCGACGUAGAGCUGACGAAGGAGGCUCACCGCCAGGAGGAGAACGACAAACUGCGCAAGGAGUUCGCCAAACACGCGAACGCCUUCCACCAGUGGCUCACCGAGACUCGGUACCGGCUGCUAGGCUGGGACGGUACAUCCAUGAUGGAGGGUACGGGGUCGCUGGAGCAGCAGCUGGCCACGCUGCGGCAGCGCGCCGGCGAGGUGCGUGCGCGCAGGGCUGACCUCAGGCGGCUGGAAGAACUAGGCGCGGCAUUGGAGGAGCACCUGAUCCUGGACAACCGCUACACCGAGCACAGCACGGUGGGACUUGCCCAGCAGUGGGACCAGCUCGACCAGCUGUCCAUGCGCAUGCAGCAUAACCUCGAGCAGCAGAUACAGGCCAGGAACCACUCUGGUGUAAGCGAGGAUGCCUUGAAGGAGUUCUCGAUGAUGUUCAAGCACUUCGACAAGGACCGCUCGGGCCGCCUCAACCACCACGAGUUCAAGUCGUGUCUGCGUGCGCUCGGCUACGACCUGCCCAUGGUGGAGGAGGGACAACCCGACCCCGAGUUCGAGGCCAUACUCAAUGUGGUGGACCCGAACCGCGACGGUCAAGUAUCCCUCCAAGAGUACAUGGCGUUCAUGAUCAGCAAGGAAACCGAGAACGUCCAUUCCUCCGAGGAGAUAGAGAAUGCGUUCCGCGCUAUCACAGCGCACCAGGACCGCUCCUACGUCACCAAGGAUGAACUCUACGCCAACCUCACGAAGGAGAUGGCGGACUACUGCGUAGCGCGCAUGAAGCCCUACGUGGACAACAAGACGGAGCGGCCCAUCCCCAACGCUCUCGACUACAUCGACUUCACUCGCACGCUCUUCCAGAACUAGACGCACCACGCGCCGCCCGCGCAGUACAUUAUUUAACGCAUUAAAUACAAAAAGAAAAACAUGUUUUUUAAUUUGUGACGUAUUCCCAUCUUACGAGUACUGCGCGGCCGACCGCGCGAUCAGCUUGCAUUUGCAUUACUAUUUAUAUAGCACUAUUAAAUGUUCUAUUAUUCCAGAAGUUUAUAGACUGAAUAUUAAAAGCAUUUCUAAAAUUAAUUCACAUCGUAGCUUUAGAGUCUGUAUAACUUGGACUUAAAAACAAUAUUGACAUAAAAUAGUAAGUUGAUGUCGGUGCGUUGUCGUUUCGGAAGGCUGUGCUUGUGUUCGGCGAGCGAGCAAGCGCACGUGCCCCGAGCGGUCAACGUUCACGUCGUGUCACUACUUGCGUAGUCACCUUGUACCUUAUGGUAUAUGCAGUAAGGGUGAGAAUUCCUUUUCUCUGAUGCGAGCAGAGAGAUACGAAGCUGCCAGUCUCUACGACUUGACGUCAGUAUUAACUAAUUAUAACGUUUGGUAAUAUAAACUUUCUCUUUGAAUUUUCAA
This is a messenger RNA of Trichoplusia ni (cabbage looper), 8246 nucleotides long. RefSeq names its product spectrin alpha chain (gene alpha-Spec). The transcript has 45 exons. Bases 357 to 7703 code for a protein of 2448 amino acids. Gene Ontology annotation, biological process: actin cytoskeleton organization. Gene Ontology annotation, cellular component: cortical actin cytoskeleton; plasma membrane; cell projection. Gene Ontology annotation, molecular function: actin filament binding; calcium ion binding. The record is from RefSeq and is a predicted model, not a curated record. Lineage: Eukaryota; Metazoa; Arthropoda; Insecta; Lepidoptera; Noctuidae.